AUGAAUACAGAGUUGCUCAAGCAAAAGGCUGAAAUGCUAGAAGAGUACUUCUGCAUUCAUGUUGAUGCACAUGGUAAUUUAUGCAGGCUACCUGUCAUACUUGACCAGUACACACCUGACAUGGACCGUGUCCCGGAGUUUGUGCUUUGUUUGGGCAACGAUGUUGAUUGGGAUGAUGAGAAAAAUUGCUUUCAAGCAAUUGCUGCUGCUCUCGGAAAUUUCUACGCCAUGCAUCCUCCUUUGCUGCCCAACCCAUCAGGUGAUGGUUUGCAAUUUUACAAGAGGAGGACGCCGCCCAGCAGUCAUGAUCAUGAAGGAAAUUCCUCAAAAACCAUAGAGGAUGGUCUGAUGGAGGACAAUAUUGAUCAUGAAUUGCUUUUGGAAGCCGAGAAUGCUUGGGCCCAGCACGAAUGGUCAAUACAACAUGUUUUGUUUUCAGCCAUGAGACUCUUCUUCAAGCCCCCAACAUCAAUGGCUACAAAUGGAACAUUUGUGCAGGUUGCUUCGUUGGAGAAACUUUACAAGAUUUUCGAAAGAUGCUAA
Ilex paraguariensis (yerba mate) is the source of this 543-nucleotide messenger RNA. The record is from the annotation of a GenBank genome assembly. Lineage: Eukaryota; Viridiplantae; Streptophyta; Magnoliopsida; Aquifoliales; Aquifoliaceae.